AAUUAAAAUAAACAAAGAAACUGGACAACUGCUAUUACUCAGAAGUAGUUAUCCCAUGGUUAUGAUGAUUCAUUCUUGAUAAUUAUAUCAUCUAGUUGUUAUCCUAUAUUUAAUGUACAAACCCAAAGAAUUUAUCUCAUAUUUACUGAUAUUUACAUCUAUAUUGUUUUAAAUUCACAACAGUAUCAAAUAGGAAGUAGGUAAGGAUUGAAAACAAAUUCAUAUAACUUUACGCCUGAAAAAUAACAUUUAUAUGUGCACUUUUCAUCCUUAUAAGAAAAUGAGGUGAUAGUUCAGUUAAAUUUAUUCUUUUAUAUAGAUAUCCUUCAAACAUGGACCGGUUCAAAUUAGAAAAAUUUAGGACUCUUAUAGAGAUACCUUCCUUUUUAUCAUUAUUCAGUGUAAUGGUUCAAUUACCUGUUUUCACAAAUCUUGUUAUAUACCGAACUUGCUAUGUUACCCUAGGGUAUGAUAAAUCUGAAUGUGCACUAUUAGGAACAGGACAUAAAGAUAAUCUCACAGAUAAUUUAACACAGUUGGUGGAACCAGAUGCAAAUUACUUGAUACUCUAUAUACAAUUGCCUUCUGGAUUUGUAUCUUCCCUUAUGGGAUUAUAUAUAGGAUCAUGGUCCGAUAAGAAUGGAAGGAAACCUGUACUUCUUUUGACUCUUGGAGCACAAGCUUUAGCUUCUGCUAUGACAGCUUUUUACUGCUUAUUCCCGAACAUGUCACCCUGGUUUCUGUUAGCAACUUGCAUACCGGCAAUGGUGACUGGCGGUUUUGCAGCAAUGUUGACCCUAUAUCUAAGUUUCAUCACUGAUAUUACUGAUGAACAUACUAGAGGUACAAGAUUAGGGUCAUUUGAAAUUACUUUUGCUUUGGGUUCUUUGCUUGGAACAUUAGCAAGCUCUUAUAUAUUUAAAGCAAUUGGUUAUGCUGGCGUUUUCUUAGUUUCGACAGGAUUCAUGUUAGCUGCUUUGUGCUACACACUUUUUAUUAUGAAGGAAACGCUGUCCCAAAGUCAAAUGGAGAUGUUGAGUGAUGAACAUGAGCAAUCUUUCACACAACAGCUGAAAUCCAUGACAGCGUGUGCCUUGAAAAGACGUCCUCGAUAUGAUAGGGCAUUAAUUUUAUUGUGCAUAGUGAUAACAUCACUGUUUGUUUUCGCACUGCUAUCAGAUUUGGGAGUGGUCCAGCUAUUCCUACAGACGAAGUUUUCAUGGUCCAUGACACAAUUUACCAUCUUCUCCAGCUCAAAGGACUUUUUGAGUAUUAUUGGUACAUUCGUUGGAAUUUACGGACUGCACACAAAACUGGCUGUGACCGAGUCAGUUAUGAUUUUAGUAGGACUAAUAUCUAGUUUUAGUUCCGCAUUGGUACAGGGACUUGCUGAUGUUGACGCUGAUAUCUAUUUCGCUGGAGUACUUAGGUUCUUAUCAGGAUGUGUGAAUCCAAUGGUUAGAUCUCUCAUUUCCAAAGUAGCCCAGCCGGAUGAAAUUGGUAAAAUUUUCUCAGUGUCGGUUAUGUGCCAGAGUAUCUUACUUCUUGUGGGUUCACCAUUAUUUACUGAGGUUUACAAUGAAAGUCUGAGUACAUGGCCCUCACUAUACAAUUUUGUGACUGCUGGAAUUUAUUUUAGUGCUAUAAUCUUAACAAUAAUUUUGAUAAUUAUCCGUGUGAAGUCUGCAGAAGAACCGAAGUUUGCAGUUUUUCAAGAUGAGACAGCUACACCUUCUGAGUUAUUUGAUGAUGUUAACUCAAACACAAAUGCUUAGAGAAUAUAUUUUAAUUUAAUGAAAAGGAUAAAUUCACGCAGUAUCAGUCAACAAGUAAAAUGAAUUUAGUUCAAUUUCCCAUUUUUCAAGAAGUGUAUCAAGAUAUUUGGUAAUUGAUAUUUUGCGUUUUAACUUAUUUGACUAGAUUUUCUCUUUUAUUCAGAAAUAUGUUCCUAGAUUAGUUCAUUGUGUGAUUAAACCUGUCUUAAUUUAUUUCAAAACAAAUAAUUUAUUGUCAUAAGGAUUUUUAUUUAGUGUACUUAACUCAUAUAUGUAUAUUAGGGUAAAUUUGAACUAAUCGGUAUUAACUUUGAAGUCAGUUUUACAUUGUUUUUUACUUUUUAGGUUAGGUGGAUUGAUUGUAUCCAGUCUAUUACUUUUGAUUGAUUCUGCGUGAAUUUCUCUCAUAUACUAAUAUAAAAAUAUUUUAAAACUUUUAAAGAAUGUGAUAAUGACACUGAAUCAAAAUCAGAUAUGCCUGACAUGGUUUUCUUAUUUCUUGUAGCUUUUUGUGACUCCAAGAAAAAUAUUUUAGUCUCUUAAGAUUUUGGAAUCUCAUAUUGAUGUGGAACACGAAUAUUAUUCGAAUAUAUAUGAAUUUUUCAUUUAACAGAUAUUAGAUUAGAGUUAAGUUUGAUCACUUUACAUUUUACAAAUUUUAGUAUUGAACACACUGAAAAAAAAGAAUGGACCAAAACAUAAUUAAACACUUUGCUGAUAUUGUAUGUACAUAAUUUACAUAUAUAUUUAAUUAAAAAAACCUAUUUUUCUAUUAUGAGUAGUUUGAUAAGUAAGUGUAACUGUAAUAUUUUUAACCAAGAAUUUUAUAUUUUUAAUUAAUAAAACAUGUUACACAUA
Harmonia axyridis is the source of this 2633-nucleotide messenger RNA. Its product is annotated as proton-coupled folate transporter-like. The record is from RefSeq and is a predicted model, not a curated record. Bases 333 to 1775 code for a protein of 480 amino acids. Gene Ontology annotation, cellular component: membrane. The transcript has 8 exons. Gene Ontology annotation, biological process: transmembrane transport. NCBI's taxonomy places the organism in Eukaryota, Metazoa, Arthropoda, Insecta, Coleoptera, Coccinellidae. Gene Ontology annotation, molecular function: transmembrane transporter activity.